This is a messenger RNA of Syzygium oleosum, 2187 nucleotides long. RefSeq lists its product as uncharacterized. Lineage: Eukaryota; Viridiplantae; Streptophyta; Magnoliopsida; Myrtales; Myrtaceae. Bases 84 to 2039 code for a protein of 651 amino acids. The transcript is spliced from 4 exons. The record is from RefSeq and is a predicted model, not a curated record.
CUCUCUCUCUCUCUCUCUCUCGCGUGUAUAUGCAUGGGCAGAUGAGAUUCAGUGGCUAACGAGGAGGAGAGGGAGGAGGAGAUAUGGGGAAGUGGUCGCCGUGGCAGCCCGAGGGAACCAGGAAGCUCCGCGUCAAGUUCCGCCGCCUGAGGCUGGAGGGCCUCGGCGCGUUCGCGGGGAGAGCGGAGGUCGAUGGCCACGGUGCGGAGCAGCGGAAGGAGGAGGAGGAGGAGGAGGCGAAGGCGAUCUUCCUCGAGGUGAAGUGGCGAGGACCCAAGCAAGGUCUCGUCCAGUUCCCGCGGACGGCGACGCGCCGGACGCAGGUCACGGCGCGGAGGCUCCUGACCGGAGCCGCGGCCUUGGAAUGGGACGAGGGGGAGCUGAUCGAGUGCGCGUGCGGCUUCGGCAGCUCCUUCGCCUCGUGGGAAGUUUCCUUCAAAGUGCUACGCGGGGAUUGCGCAGGACCGAAGCCCAGGUUGGCGGUUAUCGGGAAGGUGUCGUUGAAUUUGGCGGAAAUGGCCUCGAAGAUGGAGUCCGCAGUCGUGAAGAAGCUUCCCAUCUCUUUACAGGUAGCUGGCGAUACCUGCGAAGCCACUCUCAUGGUGAGCGUCACCUUCUCGGAAGUCAGAAGUUCUACUAGCGACUCGGCAUUGGAACAAGUCGUGCAACGCCAGAGCUCGACGGCCAGGUCAGACAGGGAAGAUGGGUUCCUUAAAAUAGUGAACGCCGUGAUGAAGAAGCAGAAGAAAAGUCAAGAAGCCCGGGCCAGCCCCUCCGACUCGGACGGGUCGCCCCCCCGGCCCGACUCGGCGGGCCCCGCCGCCGCCGAGAGCGGCGGCCGCGAGCCGAGCCCCGGGGCCGAGGCGGGGUCGUCGGCCUCGAGCCCGGAGCCGGUCAAGCAGAGCGGGCUCCUGUCGUGGAAGCGACGGCGACUGAGCUUCAAACCGGCGACGAGGAGUAAAGGCGAGCCUUUGCCUUUGCCUUUGGCUGAGGGGCCCGAUGGGCGUGACGUGGAUCCGGAGGCCGACGUUGACCUCCGCGUCAGCGACGUCCCCGCCGUUGACUCGCCUCCCUCCGGUUCUGAAACGAAAAUUGCUGCAGAGCAGACUCCUCCGGAAAUGGACUGUCAAGAAGAUGACUGCUUUUGGGAGGAGAAAGAACUAGUCAGCAGAGAUGGGCAAACAAAACUAAGAACAAAUGUCUUCUUUGCUUCCUUUGAUCAGAGAAGUGAAAAGGCAUGUGGAGAAAGCGCUUGUUCUGCAGUAGCUGCCGUGAUUGUUAAUUUUCUUCACUCAAACCAAUAUAAUCUCCCGACGAGAGCUCAAUUCAAUUCCCUCAUCAAAGACGGUUCUCUAGAAUGGCAGAGGCUUUGCACCGAUGAGACCUACCUCAUGAGGUUUCCCAAUAAACACUUUGAUCUCGAGACCGUUUUGGAAGCCGGAAUGAGGCCUUUCACAAUCAGUUCUGAUAAGUCAUUCAUCGGGUUUUUCAGCCCGGAGAAAUUCGAGGCUCUGAAGGAAGCUAUGUCAUUUGAUGACAUGUGGGCGAAAAUUAUGAUGCUUGAAGCUGAAGAGAGCAGGCGGGGAAUAUACAUAGUGAGCUGGAAUGAUCAUUUCUUUGUUUUGAUGGUGGAAGAUCAUGCCUAUUACGUCAUCGACUCAUUGGGGGAACGGCUUUUUGAAGGUUGUGACCGUGCAUAUAUUUUGAAAUUCGAUGAGGCCGCUGCGCUGUACAGAAAGGCCGAGAACGGCGCGAGUCGGGGCUCGGGGACGGAGGAGGGCGAGGACGAGAGCGAGAAGAAAGAAGAUGGGUGGGAGGAGGUCAUAUGUGCAGGAAGGGAGUGUUGUGGGGAGUACAUUAAGAGGUUUCUUUCUGCUAUACCGGUCCAAGAACUCGAGGAAGACGAGAAAAAGGGGUCCGCCUCUAUUUUGUCUCUCCAUCAAAGACUGCAAGUAGAGUUCCACUAUUGCUGUCCCAAUUCGUCCGAGUCGCCGACGGCGGAGGCCACAUCUGCAUUGCCUUCGGCCGAUGCAAUCUAGAUCCGCCGCUUUUGUCAGGGGCGAAGGAUCUGUUUCUUCAAGUGGCUAGCAAGUUGUAUUUUUUGAGGGGGUGUGACUUUUUGUAUUCUUCUCCUUGAGAUGUGUAAUUAUGUAGUUCAGUGAGAAGUGGGAAAAGAAGAGCACGUAG